Messenger RNA from Protobothrops mucrosquamatus (brown spotted pit viper), 332 nucleotides. Its product is annotated as centrosomal protein of 295 kDa-like. Gene Ontology annotation, cellular component: centriole; centrosome; cytosol. The transcript has 2 exons. NCBI's taxonomy places the organism in Eukaryota, Metazoa, Chordata, Lepidosauria, Squamata, Viperidae. The record is from RefSeq and is a predicted model, not a curated record. Gene Ontology annotation, biological process: regulation of centriole replication. The annotation marks the transcript as partial.
GUUAAUGGAAGAGCUUGAACACAUGCAGAAUGUUGACCUGGCCCACAGAAGGCGGACCGUUGCCCAGAUGCCCCCGCAACUCUUUGAACCGACCUAUAGACGUGUGGAAAUCAAAGAAGAAUGGCAGAGGGAUCUGGAGUGCGCCUUUGAAGACAUGUACACUGGAAACAUGAAAAUGAAAGGAGAUCUUAUUUUGCACCUUGAUCCACAGCCUUUGCCAGCUCCCUCCGAUGCAUCUCAAGACGAUGAACUAGAACUUUCCCAGGAACCAGAACCUGUAUGUGACUUGCCUCCAAGAUUGGAAAGUGAGAUGGAGGGCAAUGAGCCAAGCG